UAAUUGAAUCUUCAGAUGGAAAUUAUACACGCACUCCAUACAAACGGAUGGAAAAAGAACUUCGGAGACAUAUUUUGGAAGCUGUUUUUUACGAAGAAGGAUGAUUUGAAGCCGUUUUACUUUUUUUUUAUAAAAACGUUGCCUCACACUAGGAUUGUCUCCUGUGUCGUGGGUACGUUUAUAAACAUACAAGUUCACAUACACAUGACACCCAGACCCGGAACAACGAUUUGAGGAUUACACAAAGAGUUGCUUCGUGCAAGAAUCGAACCCGCGACACGUUGUGUGGCAGCCGGUUGCCCAGCCACCGGACUAAUCGUGCUGUCGUUUUAUGAUCUGUGCUCGAGGCAC
Spodoptera littoralis (African cotton leafworm) is the source of this 351-nucleotide messenger RNA. Lineage: Eukaryota; Metazoa; Arthropoda; Insecta; Lepidoptera; Noctuidae. The record is from the annotation of a GenBank genome assembly.